AUGAUGCUAUCUGACGCCUUGUUUUAUUGGGACCCUGGAGGAUUUCUUCUCAUUCACAAUGACCUUCUGUUUCUUCCUUUUCUUUGUGUCGUUGACGUCGUAGUUCCUCGCUGCCAGAUUGAUAUUGUUAAGGCAGUAAUGGGAUUGACAAAUGCUGAAAUUGAAAGAGGUUACGCAAUGGAUGUGGUUGCGUCUCGCCAAGAACUACUAAUGAAUCUGUCGGUUGCUCUAUGCCGCCUUCAAGGGGUUGGAGAAUCAAAGCUUGUGUUGGAUAUUGGACGAACAAGUCUUCAGCAUGAAGACGCCAAACCAUAUACAUAUGAUCUCGUUCUUAAGAAAGGAAGUCGUGUUGAUGGUGCAGAGCUUUGUCCUAAACCUGCACUUGAAGAUGAAUAUGGAGGAUGGGUCAGUCGUAACAUCAUAAGAGAUUUCACAGACUAUGCGGAUGUUUGUUUUAAAGAAUUUGGUGAUCGAGUCUUAUAUUGGACUACUGUGAACGAGCCCAAUGUGUUUGCCACUGAUCAGGGAAAUUCCCCACUUCAAAGAUUUUCUUCCCUAUUUGGCACUACAAAUAGAACUAAGGGCCACUCAACAUCAGAACCUUACUUGGCAGUUCAUCAUAUUUUGUUAUUGCAUUUUUUAGCUGUGAGAUUGUGCAGAAGAAAGUAUAGGGCCGAACAUGGAUUUGUUGGUAUCUCUGUCAAUGUGUCUGGGUUCCUUCCUCUAACAAAUAUAGAGGGAAACAAUGAAGCAACUCAAGGAGCCCGUGAUUUUGUAGUUGGUUGGAUUAUGGAUCCAUUGUUCCAUGGAGACUCUCCCAAUUCCAUGAAGACAAAUGCAGACAAUAUCGAUGCCCUGAAGACAAAACUGAGAGAUUACUCUGCAGACAUGGUUGCACAGCUACUCUUUGCUAGUGGUUGCCCUGGCCUUGAGAUGAUAAAUACAUCUUGUUGUACUAGCAUCACUGAUAGUACAUUAAUGUCCUUGUCUAAAUGUUCAAAUUUGAAGACACUUGAAAAUUGUGGAUGUCUUGUUACAUCUCUUGGUCUGGCCGCAAUUGCUAUGAAUUGCAAACAACCAAGACGUCUGAACAUAAAGAAGUGCUACAACUUUGAUGAUAGUGGAAUGCUGCCACUAGCUCAUUUUUCCCAAAAUCUAAGACAAAUAAAUUUGUCACAUAGCUCGGUUAUAUAUAUGGGGCUUCUAUCACUUGCUAGUAUCAAUGGCCUUCAAAGCUUUACCAUGCUUCACUUACAGGGCUUUUUGCUAGGAGGAUUGGCUGCAACCUUAUUAGCAUGUGGAGGGCUAACAACAGCGAAGCUCCAUCUUUCACUAAGAUCUCUGUUACCUGAGAUGCUUAUCAGACAUGUAGAAGUCCAUGGCUGUGUAUUUGAAUGGAGAGAUAAAGUCUUUCAGAAAAAAAAAAAAUAUGCAGCCUAUGUAAAAUGAUUUCUAGUUCUUUUCUUUUCAUUAGGACCUUGAGGACAAGGUCCAUUUUUUAGGGGAAAGCAAUGUUACGAAGGAAGUCUGGAGAGCAAAGGUGUAGUUAUGUUGCAUAUAUGUUGUAAUGUUACGAAGGUUCAUGUAGCAGCUAUAUGUGUAACAGGUGGUGUAGUUAUGUUGCAUGUAACAGGUGUAGAUUUCUGGAAUAUUAGUAGUGAGAUAUUUUAGUGCUACGUGGCAUUUGUGUGGCUGGAAGUCAUUG
Messenger RNA from Gastrolobium bilobum, 1705 nucleotides. Its product is annotated as isoflavonoid 7-O-beta-apiosyl-glucoside beta-glycosidase-like. NCBI's taxonomy places the organism in Eukaryota, Viridiplantae, Streptophyta, Magnoliopsida, Fabales, Fabaceae. The transcript has 3 exons. Gene Ontology annotation, biological process: carbohydrate metabolic process. The record is from RefSeq and is a predicted model, not a curated record. Gene Ontology annotation, molecular function: beta-glucosidase activity. The coding region runs from base 1 to 1449 and encodes 482 amino acids.